UGAACUCCAGUGAGCACUGUGGGCAUAGGGAGUAUAGGUGAAGUGAUCCCACUAGAACUUCUGAGGAUGAUGGGUUGACCUGGGAGGGUCUCUCACCUGAAAACUUGGAAAUUAUGGAAGCCAUAAAGGUCCUUCAUUUUGUGCCAUCUGAGGCUCCAUCAUCUGGGAGGUCAAAGAAUGGAUAUGUUUUCCAGGAGAUGGAGUUGCGAGAUGUGGAGCGGGAGGAAUGUGUUGAGGGCAAAGUGGGGAACCAUGACAAUACACCUAAGGACUACUAUGACACUCCGAUCCAAACAGGGAUUUCAGUUCCAGAUGACUCUGGGGAUGACCCUGGGGUUGGGCUCCUGAACACAUCAAGAAAAUAUGUGAAGCCGAUGAACUUCCAGGAGGAAGUGCGUGGCCACCGGGACCUAGAUGGCUUCCUGGCCCAGGCCAGUAUCCUAUUGGAUGAUAAGGCAACCACUCUAGACGAGGUGCUAAGGUGCAUGCUGACCCAUGUAACGGAAGACGGCCACGGGAGCUGUGACAUGGACGAGGUCAUGAACACUGUGUUCACAGACACAGGAGGAGAUGAGGACAAUGUGCAAUUGUUGUCCGAGACCAUUCAGGGUGUGACUGCUUCUGCCACUGGAGUCCGCUACCAGCAGUCCUGGCUCUGUGUCCUAUGCAAUGUGAAGAGCCUCCAGAGACGCCACGUCUGCAUCGCCCGUCUGGAGAGACCACAGAACUGGGGAGCAAACUGUUGUGAGGCUCGAUAUGUCAUCCUCAUUCUCUCCCCACCUAGGACGAAAAGCACCAAGACAGCUAUCGAGCUGGGCCGCACAUUCGCCACCAUGUUCUCAGACAUCUCCUUCAGACAGAAACUGCUGGACGCCAAGACCCAGGAGGAGUUCAAACAAGAGCUGGUGCACCAGCGUCAUCAUCUCUCCACGGUCAAUGAGAAACCAGCUACAGAGAAGCAGAUGAUCCAUGCAGAAACAGACCCACGCAGCAAAAAAACACUAAAAUGUGCAGAUUUCUUUAAAGUUGGCCAAGGUAUCUAUGAGGAUCUUCGUCGGCGACUACCACUCUAUCCCUCCGACUUCACAGACGGUAUGUACGGCAAAGACCGCUCCUGGCUGAAGUACACCACCACCGCCAUCUUCCUGUACAUUGCAAUUCUACUUCCUAACAUCGCCUUUGGUUCGCUGAACGAUGAGAGCACGCGGGGAGAGAUAGAUGUCCGGAAAGUCAUCGUUGGCCAGAGCAUCGGAGGAGUGAUCUACGCUCUGUUUGCUGGUGCUCCUUUGGUUAUCCCACUGACUACUGCACCCCUGGCCAUCUUUAUUAGCGUGAUCCGGGGAAUCUGUGAUGACUACGAUUUGGACUUCCCUGCCUUCUAUGCCUGCAUUGGCCUGUGGAACAGCUUCUUUCUCAUCCUGGGAGCACUUUUGAAUGUCAGUCUGUUCAUGAAGCUCUUCAAACGCUCAUCAGAGGAAAUCAUAGCCCUGUUCAUUUCAAUAGCCUUUGUUGGGGACUCGGUGAAAGGCACUGUCAAAGUCUUUAAUUACUUCUACCACGGGCCCACGCUGGCAACCAAUAACAGCACGCGGGUGCUUCUAGAGAUCAAGGAGUUAAUGGAGAAGGCUGCAAAUGCAACAGAGAGGCUGGGGAGUGGGACCAGCCAUGGGGCCCCUGUGGUGAAGCAUGACACGCAUGUGUUUCUGCCCGAGUCUCUGGUCCUGUGUACCAGGGAGAGGCCUAUCCUCUGUCUCCUGCUCAUGCUGGGGACUCUGUGGUUGGGGUAUGCCCUCUAUCAGCUGAGGAGGAGUCCUUAUCUGCAUGCCAAAGUGAGGGAGGUGGUGUCUGACUGUGCCUUACCCAUCGCUGUCGUUAUAUUCUCCUUCAUUGGUUCCUUCCUUUUCCUUGAUGUAGAGCUUCCUGUGUUCAACUUCCACAACGGGAAGAUCUUCAGGCUGGCCCAGUUUGACAAGCUGACGGGCAUGAACUGUCUGAGCGCUGUAGGCUUAGGCUUCCUCCUGGCGCUGCUCAUCUUCAUCGACCAGAAUAUUGUCAUAUCACUCACCCACGUCCCCGAAGCCAAGUUGUUGAAGGGAACUGCAUUCCACUGGGACCUGAUGCUGACCGGCUUCAUCAACAUCCUCAUGUCGUGUCUGGGUUUGCCGUGGAUGCACGCCGCAUUCCCACACUCCUCCCUGCACGCACGUCAGCUGGCCAAGGUGGAGCUGCACGUGGAGGGGGGACACCUCUAUGAAACCAUUGUCAAUGUGAAGGAGACGCGGAUCACGGCUCUGACGGCUAACAUCCUGAUCGGCCUGUCAGUGUUCUUGUUACCCAUCCCUCUGCAGUGGAUCCCCAAGCCUGUCCUCUACGGCCUUUUCCUCUACAUAGCAGCCACCUCCCUCGACGGCAACCAGAUGUUUGACCGCAUACUCCUCCUCCUCAAAGAACAGACUUCCUACCCUCCCACCCACUACAUUCGGAGGGUGCCCCAGAAGAAGGUGCACUUCUUCACAGCCCUGCAGAUACUGCAGUUGAUCAUCCUGUGUGCGUUUGGCAUGUACCCUCUGCCCUAUAUUAAGAUGAUCUUCCCCUUCUUGAUGAUCCUACUCAUUCCCAUCAGGACUAACCUGCUGCCAAGGGUAAUCGAGGCGAAGUAUCUGGACAUCAUGGAUUCCCAGCACAUGUAGACAGACAGAGGGAGAACUUUGAAAGGACUGAUACCAAGGCCUUGAUUCAAUCUGUAGCGCUGAAGACCUGCGCUAAAGCUCAAUAGAAAUUUAAAGAUAAUGUUCCCGCAUUUGCGGAGACUGCAUUCAAAGGAGGUGCUGUCGGCUCAAUCAGAAAUUACCGUUCAAUCAAAAUCGCACUACAGUGCAAAUCUUCAGCUCUAUGAAUUGAUUUGGCCCCAAAAAUACAAAAUGUAUUUUGUAAACUGGGUCAAAGACGUAUAAAAAAUUUGUGAUUCAUAUGAAUGUACCCCAGUAAAAUGUCAUUCAGUAUAACACUAAGUGUUAAAAAAAAAUGUAUGCCCAUUUUUCAUAAUUCCAAGGUUAUAUCCAUGCUUAGACUGGCAGAAAUAUAACUACCCAGAAAAUAUGACAUUAUUUUAUUUUGAAUACCACAUAUUUUAUGUGUCACAGGUACAACUCAAAAUUUAUUGAAGGUUUUUUACAUAAACUUCCUGCCUUACACUGAAAGAAAUUGUAAAAUCGACAAAAAUAUCUUUCAAUUCAUCCUUUGAGAUUUGUUUUUGUCUAUCUGAGUCAACAAAACAAAGUUAUUGCAUUUUAAUAUAAAAUACUGGUGUUAUACUGUACGACAAUAUUUUGUUACCCUGAAUGACACAUAUCACUACGGCCCAUAAAUAUUGAUUAAAUGUGAUUCCUUCAGCAACAACAAUAAUGAUCCUAUGAACUAUUAUUAGUAGCCACAAUAGUAUUUUUCAAGGACUCAGAUGGUUGCUCCAGUUCUGGAGGUGCAGGUUCAUGUUGUACUUGUACAAGUUGUUCAGGGGGGAUGCUCAAAAGAGUUUCCUCCAGUGGAUACUGGAGUUAAGUUCAUCACCACAUUCAUUUGUUUGAUUCUUUCAUGGUGCCUCCUCUAAUUUAAUCUACAUUUUCCCCUCUUUUUCAGCAUCAGAUUGUGUCAUUGUAUGGAUGGGUGGAUGAUCAGGAUUGACAUCCUUCUUUCUUCUCUGAUAGCUAAAAAACGAAAAUGGAAAAGUUAUGACACUGGCACAGAAUAGGAUUCACAUCCAUGAAAUGUUAUUAGUAGUCUAUUAAAAGUAGGUAACACUUAAUCAAAGUUUAAAAGUUAAAUCAACUCCCUCUCCUUUUCUCUCCCAAACAUGUUUUGUUACUAUUUCAUUGCUAAUGUUAAUAAUAAUCACUUUACUAUAAUUUGAGCCUGUGGCAACACUUUACGUUGCAUUAAAUUGCAUUAUUACACAAUUAUUACAUGAUAGUUAAUGUUAUAAUUAUACAUUGUUACACUGUAACUGGUCAAUUUCUAUUUAAUGCAGGUACAAAAAUGAAGCAGCUAUUAACCAAAAUCCCUUUUUAAUCCAUAAUUGUGUGUGUGUGUGUGUGUAAUAUUAUAUUAACUAAUAUAAUCCAUCAUUUAUACCUUAACUGCAGUGCAAUAAAACAUUAACUACAGUGUAAUAGUGCAACUUAAUGUUAAGUAUUAUCCACCCAGCUUUAUAUCCUAUUAUAUCCUAUUCUGUUGCUGACAGUAGCAUGAAACCAUGAAAACAAUACCUUGCUUUUCUUCUGGCUAGUCUUUCCUCCCUAGCAACUUGAUCUGCGUUAAUCUUUGUCUGUGCCGUGCAGCCCUCUUCUUAUUAGACAACGGCAUCUACAGCAUAAAGAUAAUGUACCAUGAAAUACCUUAAAAUGUCAUGAAAUAGUUUACAAUGAUAAUAUUCAGUAUUCAUACAACAAGUAAAUAUGAAUGGCAUGAUUAAAUGUUGUAAACUAGUGAAAACAUGGAUAACAAAGCUACUGUCAUUCAGCAUAACGGGUGGCAUUGUGGUAUAACAUGAAACUUUUGUUGUGCUGAAGAACAAAAGCGUGAUACUUAAGGAUGGAUUUCAUGCAUAAACAUAUUUAACAGGCAGUUCCUUGGCCAUCUAUAUAAAUGAAUGACAUUGACCUAUAAAGAUUAUCCUUACUCUUUUAUAUUUAAUAGAGCUUUUUAUAAAAUAAUAAGAUUAAAAGUAUAUUUUCAGUGUUGUACUGAAGGACAUGCAUUUUCGUUACAAAGGUUACUAAAGGGUGAAAAGGUGAAAUCAUCAAAUAUUUCAGAGAGAUUUACUCACCUCAUCACAUUGAUAGAGGGUCUUCAAUGGGUCUUCUUUGUGAUGUCACACACUGUCACAUGAUUACCAUCAUGUGAUAUGCUUUAAAAUGGCUUUUUACCUUACCUUACCUGUUAUACUGAAUGACCAGUAUGUCGCCCAUUAUUCUAUAUAUUGUUGCAAACACUAACACGGCCAUGGGUGUUCAUUUAUAUUUUUAGGAUGAAUUUCUAUAUUUUAAAAACACUUUUGUCAUUAGAAUUUUUACCCGGACAGUUACACUGAAGGACAUUUUGACAUUAUAGAGCUCAUUAACUCCCUUAAUUUAAUAGUUUGCAACACAAAUAUUUCUGGGUGAAAAGAAGGGUAAGAAUUGAGUGAUUUAAUAUUAUAUUCACACAUAUUUAGAUUUUUCUGUAAAAUGAAUGGCCUUCGGACACCAACUUUACACGUCUCGUCUUUGACCCAGUACAUGUUAAGGCACUUUGACUCCAGAGUACAAGACUGUGACUGGGUUGCAACCGGUUGUUGACUGAAAUUGAAAUCUGGAUGGACCACAAUUUUCACCUUUUUUAUUUGUUACGUAUAAGCCGUGCUUCUACAUUUUAUGCUAGGUUUCUGUAUAGCACAUUGUGAAAUCGGCUGAUGUAAAAAGGGCUUUAUAAAUAAAUGUGAUUGAUUGACAUACAGUAGUUGCUUAAUCUAUGUAGUUGCUUUAUCUAUAUAGUUGCUUAUAUAUUUAACAUACUCUUUAACCUCUCUUCUAAUUGUAUUAUGAGAAAUUCUGUACAACACAAGGCAUUAUCUAAUGCUGCCCCUGACCCACACCCUACCUUUAUAUAACAUGUUUAAGCUCAUUGUAUUGUUGUAUAUGAAUAAGAUAAACAUUUAGAAAGAUUAACAUUGUUUUGGUUUUAGGCUGGGGUCUGCAGAUAGUCAUGGUUGUUUAUACUGUAGUUCAAUAUUUUUGGAUACUUAUACAAAAUCAAUUCACAAUGAAUUGGCCAGAUUGCAAUGCAAAAAAGCCAUAACUUCUGCAAUUACAAAGUAACAUACAGGAUUUUAAUGUAAAACAAACAAAUAUGUUGCACAGUAUACUGCUUUCCUGCUGUUUAAGCUGUUACCAAACAAAUAAAGCCUUUUAAAUUA
Molecule: messenger RNA, 5950 nt
Organism: Salvelinus fontinalis (brook trout)
Lineage: Eukaryota; Metazoa; Chordata; Actinopteri; Salmoniformes; Salmonidae
Product: solute carrier family 4 member 11-like
Exons: 20
Coding region: 114-2690 (858 amino acids)
Biological process (GO): monoatomic ion homeostasis; monoatomic anion transport; transmembrane transport
Cellular component (GO): plasma membrane; basolateral plasma membrane
Molecular function (GO): solute:inorganic anion antiporter activity
Source: RefSeq, a predicted model, not a curated record